This is a messenger RNA of Caenorhabditis angaria, 1232 nucleotides long. Lineage: Eukaryota; Metazoa; Nematoda; Chromadorea; Rhabditida; Rhabditidae. The record is from the annotation of a GenBank genome assembly.
AUGAUAGAGCAUGCCGAAGUCUUCGAAGUCGUAGUUGCCAAAAUGAUGUGUCGACAAGUGUGAGUUUCCACCAAUUAUCAUUGAAAUUCUGUAAAUGAAUUCGUUUUGAAUAGGGAAGGGAAUAUUUCAAAUCUGAAUCUUUUUACACUAUGUAAAAUGGAUCCAAUUUUCGCCAAAAAAAUUCACGUUUUUUAUUUUAUUUUAUCCGAAUCUUUUUACAUUAUGUAAAAAGAUUCCGAUUUUUUACUAUUCAGAACAGUUUUUUUUACUAUUCAGAAACAAAAUGAUUUCAAAUAGGAAGAAACUACAGUAACUGCAAAUUCGAUCAAACAGAAAAAGUUGUCUUACGAUUCCUAUUGACAAUCCGAAAUUUUUAGGUUUUUGUAAUAGGAACCAAUAGUGUCUAAAAAAUCAAGAAUUUCCUUGUUUACUGUCAAUACAAAAAAUCAAAGCAGCUGCAAAGACUGUACAAAUGACUUUUUCUUCCAUGGCUUUUCGGAUUAGCAAUAUUUACUCGUAGAGAAAACCUUUCACUCACCUCAAUUUGAGAAAAAACCGCCAAAAAAAUAAAAUUGAAAUUGCGAAAUGGAAUAAAUUGAAAAAAAUCGAUUAGGGAACAAAUUACACAAAAUUGGAUGGUUUUGGAGAAGUUAUGCGGUGAAAACAGAUAAUGAUGAUGAUUGUGAUAAACCUGGAACAAGUAGAAGAUUUGAAAAAGAGCAAGAGGAGAAAAAGUGAGUUUUUUGAGAAUUUCUAAGUAUGAAAAAAGGGCCGUGAGGAAAAAAUGACAACCCUGAAUUUAACUCACGUUUUUGAAAAAAAAAUUAUGCCUAGGCAGCUGACCGAUCCUUUUUUGAAAUUAGAAAUGCUCGAAUGCGAAAAUUUAUUUGGUGGAGCACCAAAUAUUUAAAAAAACUGUCAUGUCAUAAAUAGUUCACGUCCCAAAUAAAUUCCAGUAUAUCUAUUUUCCAGAUAUAAAUACUCAAAUGGUCUCGAUGCUCCGGAAGAAAUCGAUUUUACAGCAAUAGAUGAGGAUUCUCUUCGAGAUCGGUUAGUUUUCUUGAUUCUAAAAGAGUUCAAAAAUCUGAAAUUGCAGGCUGGAGCAAAUCACAAAUUAUCUACGAACAGGUCAUUUUUAUUGUGUUUGGUGUGGUUCGUUAUUCGAUUCGCCUGAAGAUUUAGAAGAAAAUUGUCCCGGUGACACAAGGCAUGCACAUCAUGGUCUUGAUUGA